GUGGACGUGAACAACAUCACUAUCUCUUUUUAGACAACAGCUGAAGUCGAACAUCGUAAAAUCGCGGUUAGUUUACGAGGUUUCUCAUUACCCUCAAUAAUGGGUGUCACUGAUUUCCUUGCAGCGCGGUUAUGGCCUCACAGCAACAAAACCAGGACAGUUCCCUCGCAAUAUCACCUGCGCUCAUCGUUGGCAUUGUCAUUGCCGUAUCUUUUGCAACCACGAUCAUCGUGGCUAGUGUUUAUGGUUACUGCCGUAAGAGACGAGAGACUUCUGCCGACGACGAAAUUGGCGAAAACGAGGCACCGAUCUUCAAUCCGAAUCGGGUACGGACAGCAGGACAGACUGCGCGCUUGAAAGAGGUCAGAUGGAUCAACAAUAUGUACGCGUGGGAGGAAGGAAGACAUGCAAAGUUGGAGACCGGAGAGCUACGAAGGGCGACCAUGCUUCUUGGAAAGCAACCUGGUCAAAGUCGUGGUUGGGACGAGUGGAGCAGCAUCGAGGAGCAGACUUCUACCCGUCAUAUCCUUGGAAGAAGCGCUGGUGGCUGUGCGGGAGCGCACCUAAUCUACAACAUCGACGACCCUUACGCAUCUUCUUCACGACAUCGAUUGAGUCAUCAGGCCCUUCCACGAUAUUCAUCCGUAUUGCUUCCUCAGCCAAUUCAGCGCAACUCGAUUCGCAACAGCCGCCUACGACACAAAUAUCAAGAGCAGGGCGAUCUGGAGCCACGAAAGCAAAUCACCAACACAAAUUUCGAAUCAAUAGCGUUGGGACCUAGUCAAGGACGAGAUAGAAACACCCAGAGUCUGACCCCAGACAUCCAAGUUUUCACUCCAAAUGAACCGUAUCCGCAGCCUCCUGUUCUACCACCUUCGCCUGGUUCCAUAGUUUAUAGUGACCAUGAGGGCACGAAUGAGCAUGGACUCGCGGACACUACAACUCUCCAAGCCACAGAUUCGAAAUUGUCCCAGGAUGAGGUCAAGAGCAUGAUACAAGAGUGGGAGAAGGUGAAUGGGCGAUUCGCAAGGACUGCUUGAACCAGAGUACAGAACUUUUUGUAAGGAUAAUCUUACGUUCGACAGCGCCGCCGCACAACCUUUUCACGCGACAAAGUCCAACUGGAGGUCAUGUCCAUUAGUUGCAGCCCUGAAUGGUACCGGGACUCUGGCUACCAUGUGGAAACUUUUUUGCUGUUUGAGGUAUGGAGCUAGGAAGCUCCUGG
Exophiala viscosa is the source of this 1225-nucleotide messenger RNA. RefSeq lists its product as uncharacterized. The coding region runs from base 132 to 1040 and encodes 302 amino acids. The transcript has 2 exons. The record is from RefSeq and is a predicted model, not a curated record. Lineage: Eukaryota; Fungi; Ascomycota; Eurotiomycetes; Chaetothyriales; Herpotrichiellaceae.